AGUGUGACAGAGUGAGGUAGUGAGAGAGAGUGAGGUAGAGAAUGUGGGCGAGAUAGAGAGUGACAGAGAGACUGAGGUAGUAAGAGAAGGGGGAGAAUGAGGUAGUGUGAGAGAGAGAGAGGUAGAGAUACAGAGAGAGUGAGGUAGGGAGAUAGAGAGACAGAGGUAGUGUGUGUGAGAGAGUGACAGAGAAAGUGAGAUAGUGUGUGUGAGAGAGAGAGAGAGACAGAGAGACUGAGGUAGUGUGUGUGAGAGAGAGAGUGACAGAGAAAGUGAGGUAGUGAGAGAGAGAGAGAUGGCGCCUCUCGCGGAGCUGAAGUCGGAUCUUGCCAGCGGGGAGGAAUUAGCGCCGCAUUUCUCUCACAGAUAAAACUGCGCUCUCCUCUCCGUCUAAUCUCAGUUUAUAUCAAUAGUGUUAUCAGAUUUUAACAGUAAAGCGCCAUUAUUUUCCUUAUUGAUGGUAAACAGCCGCCGAAUCGUCGAGCUUGUCUGGUUAGCUAACGGUAGCUAAGCUAACUAGCUCGCUCGCUAGCUUUAGCUUUAGCUUCAGGCCCCGUUUGGGCUUUUCUGUGACUUGUCAGUUUCUCUGCGCCUCCGCUUAACUCGCUCUCUCCGGGUUUUACGCGUUUGUUCUUCAGAUUUCAAUCGUGUUGGGCUCAUUUCUCGACGGAUUGCCUGGCCUGUAUGCCCUGGGAGGAAGUCAGCGGGUCGGCCAGCGUCGUUGAAGCCGUGAAGAGAAUUGCUGGUCUGCUCAUGGACACAUAGGGACUGCUCUGACUUCAGUUCCCAUUCUGCGUGGGUCAGUCACGAUGAAGAGUGAGGUCCCACCCGAUGCACGCCGCAAACAGGAGCCCCUGAAGGGGCCUCUGGGAAACCCUGAGCCAAUGGAGACGGCCAAAAGCUUCCCGGCAGAGAUGGAGGUGAUCGGCAAGGCCGGCAGCGAGUUCACUCCGCUGUGUGGGGGUGAAACUAGACACAGACCCCUGCGAGAUGCUGGGGGUCGCAGAGAUGCAGACAGGGGACUUUCAGGACGUAAAAAGCGUAAGAGCCAGCAAGCCGGGCCCUCGGACUGUGCCCUGAAGGAGGGGCACGUUAGCGAGACGGUGCUGCCUCCUCCCCACCACAGGCCAGCACUUUUGGAGGCGCGUAGCGAGGACGAGAGGAACCCGGAGUCUUCGUUUAGUGACUGUGCUUCGUCACCCUCCUCUAGCUUACGUUUUGGUGAUUCGGACACUCUUAGCUCGGAAGAGGACAGGGGGCCUGCGGAUGGGUCCGCAGUGGCCCGGCAGCAGCAGCAGCAGCAGCUAAGGGCGUCCGGCCCUGCUUCUGUGGCAAGCACUGGUGGUGGAACAGGGGCAGCAGUGGGCAUACGGCCCCUCUUGAACAGAACACGCCCCAGCAGGUCCCAUAAAUGGGCAAGGCUCGACCCAGAAGCCAAUCACGUGAAGCGGCCGUGCCUGAACUCGCGGCGGCCGCUCAACAGAAAGCGCUUUGUGAAGGGCGGGGCUGGGGGCGGAGCCCAACGGACUCCAAAACAGAAGGAGCGCCUGCUCCUGCAGAGGAAGAAGAGGGAGGUGAUUGCGCGGAGAAAGUAUGCUCUUUUGCACAGCACCAGCAGCUCCAGCGAGGAGCUGACCUCUGACUCCUCCUCGUCUUCCUCCACUGAGGGGGAGGAUGAGCUGUACGUGGGCGUGAGCAGCAGCGGUGGGAGUCAGGCAGGCAGCAAUGCAGUGGCAUCAGGUCCGCUGGAUGAAGAUGUUGUGGUAAUCGAAGCUACUCCUGCACCUCCUGUACCAGCCAGCGAGGAAAUCAACGUCACUUCAACGGACAGCGAGGUGGAGAUAGUGGGAGAUGCCUUCAGGCCGGUGGGGGGUCAUGGCAGGAUGCACUGGGGGCCGAGCUGCUCUCAGAGUCGGGUUCAGGAGGGCCGAGGGCGCCAUCGUCUGUCCACAGUCAUCCAGCCUCUCAGGCAGAACGCCGGGGAGGUGGUGGACCUCACCGUGGAUGAGGACGAUCUCUCAGUCGUGCCAACCACUUCUGACAGCAUCCACUCACAGCCUGCCAGCUCCUCCAUCUCCUCCUCCUCCUCCCUCCACGCCUCUACCUCAGAGCCGCACCAGGAGGCCCCAGGACCCUCUGGAAGCUGUCCUGCUACGGCCCCUGACAGCACGCUGGAGGCCCAGGCCCACGGUGGGGCUCCAGGGCUCAGCACCACCUCUGCCACUGCCACCGAGGAAGACGGUAGGAGAGGUUCAUCAAGUGAAAGUGGAGGUGUAGCGAUGCCUCGGCUGCCGUCCUGCUGCCCACAGCACUCGCCCUGCAGUGGACCCUCCUCAGGGCAUCUCUCCCUGGGUCACUCCCACUCAGGGUGCAUGCAAGCUGGACCGACGCAGCAGCCUGGUUCACAGCAGCCCGCUGCUCCUCACUCCCACAGCCACUCGCACCACUUUCACCACCAUCACCACCACACAGCUCCUACCCCCUCCUCUCUGGCCUUCCCUGAGCCCAGCUGCCCCCUGGAGCGGCCCACAGCCGUGCCUGCCCCCUGCGGUGCAGUCAGCAGCAGCAGCCAGUACCACGACCAGCAGACCCUGCCGGUUGAUCUCAGUAGCAGUGCCGUUCGCAGUACUGGCUCAGGCAGUACCGGGUUCAGCAGCACCUCUGCCUUCGACCCGUGCUGUCCGGGCUCCAACUCGCGGCCUCCUGCCUACGUUUCCCAGGCUGCACCGGGGCCUAGCCAGCCCAGUGUUGCCGACUCAUUCAGCCCAGCCAUGGUGGCCCAACCCCAGUCUCAGCUCUCGUCCUGCAGGCACUACAUGCAUCCCACAUACGGUCCUCUCGCACGCUCCAUGCACCACCAGUCCCCCUCCUCUUGUCCUCAUUCACACGGUAACCCCCCUCCCCCUCCUCAGCCCCCACCACAGGGAGAUUACGUCAUCCCUCACCCCGUCCUCCCCUUCCACACCCAGAUGCCCUCCCAUGGCCCGGGCCAUGCUGUGCCCCCUGCCCCUCCCCCCUCUCUGCCUCCUCACCACCUCCCGGGCUCAAGUGCCCCCCUGCCCCAGCACCUGGCUCCCGAUCACCAGGCCCUGUCGCACCACCUGCCCGUGCUGGGCCCCAACCCUGUGCAGAGGCUUCACCAGCAUGAGAUGCUGCAGAGGAUGGAGGUCCAGAGACGCAGGCUGAUGCAGCACCCGCCUCGAGUACAAGAGAGACCUCCACCUCACCCUCACAGAAUGCACCCUAACUAUGGCCACGGACACCACAUCCAUGUCCCCCAAACCAUGUCCUCCCACCCCCGCCAGACCGACCAGAGAACCACAUGGGAGCUGGGUAUAGAGGCUGGCGUGACUGUAGCUCCAUACGCUUCAGGGCAUCUUCUCCCCCAUCAUCUGCCCCACUACCACGCCCCACCCAGACUGCACCACUUCCCCAUCCAGCUGAUGCACACUGGCAUGUCUGAGGUGACCUAUCCGCACAUUCGCUACAUCUCAUCCAGAAUGACUGGAUUUGGCCGAACCUACGAGGAUCUGCUGCAUUUAGAGGAGCGUCUGGGGACUGUGAAUCGAGGAGCCUCUCAGGGAACUAUAGAGAGGUGCACUUACCCGCACAAGUACAAGAAGAAGGUGGUGGAGAGAGACAUUGACGAACAGUUAUCCCCCGAAGCUUGGGCAUCUAUUGGGAAAGAUAGGCACCCACCCUCAAACUCGAGAAAGCUGCACGGUAAGCAGGACGAGGAGGAGGGGGCUGAGGAAGACACAGAGGAGAAAUGCACCAUCUGUCUGUCUAUACUGGAGGAGGGGGAGGACGUCAGACGCCUCCCCUGUAUGCACCUCUUCCAUCAGCUGUGUGUGGAUCAGUGGCUCCUCACCAACAAAAAGUGCCCCAUCUGCAGAGUGGACAUAGAGGCGCAGCUCUCCUCCGAAAGUUGAUGCUGUUUUUCUAGCGACUUCUUUUUUGUUUGUUUUGUUUUGUUUUUUUUGUUUGACUGUUUUUCUUUUUCAUUUUCUUUUUUUUUUUUUGUUCCUCAGCAACACAUUCAACCAAAGAUGGCAUGACUUACCUGCGCAGAUCCAAUACUAAAAAAAAAAAAAGAUAAAAAAUUAACAGAGCGUAGCGUGCCAGCUAUCAUAUAGUACCGAUACAGCUAGAAACGACAUCUUCAUUAAAGGUUUGGAAUUUUAUUGUAUUUAUAAAGCUUUUAUGUAGCUUUUAAUUGUUUUUAUAAGUGUCAUAGUAUAUAUAUUUUUUUUCUUUGCAUGGAUCCUUGCAAUGCAUUUCUUUGCACAAAUAAAUGAAAUGGGCCUGGCAGGCCCAACGGACUUGCAGGCAAGAAUAGCUGCUCUAGUAAAGAAGCAUUUUUGUAUACCUAAUGCCUUGCUUUACUGGAAUAGAAUGUCAACCUCCAUUAUAAAACAUUGCAGGACUCAUUUUUUGAUCAGUAUAUUAUUGGGUUAGAUUUAUGUUUCUAGACUGUUGCUAGUGUGAUCGGAUUAAGAGUUCUUCUUUCGUUUAUUUUUCAUUUUCAAGUGAAUCAACACAUUCCUUAAUUAGGAAAUCUAAGAUCAUGCUUAUAAGAUCGGUUGCUGUAUUAUCAGUGUUCAUUCAUUCUUCCCCAGCUUUCCUUUUAACAGGGGAAAAAUUAAAACAAUUAAAACUCACCUUCCGGGAUGAGCAUGUGUUUGUGUCAUGGUGGAUCCCUCUGCACAACCUGGUUUCACUUAACUCGGUUACACCGCACCUCACCACGCCUCAUUAUACCUCACGUUGUCUCACCUUGUCUCACCCAGUGUGUUUUUAUAAAAGGAAAAUCGGUAUGAAUGUCUCUGUAUUGUUUGUUUUUUCUUCGUGUCAUAACAAAAAGUGACAUUCACUGAUGAGGACCCGGACUGUGUGUUUUCUCUCACAGCUGGUUCGAUGGGGAUCUCAGACACAAACACAGCCAAACUGGGAAUCUGGAGGAAUGGAGUAUUGUUAUGUUUGUUUCUUCAGUUUAUUUGGGUUAAUUUUCUCCAUUUUCCGUCAUUUGUCUCUCUGCACCCAGUGGCUGUUGCAGGCUGAUUGAUUACUCUGUUCAGAUAUGGUCAUUAACGUGCACUCUUAUGAGUGUGUUGUCUCUCUCUCUCUCUCUCUCUCUCUCUCCCUCUCUCUUGAUCUCUCUCUCUUUAGCUGUGCAGCAAACUGUUGUUUUGAUUUAAGAUUUUCUUUUUGGUUUGUUCUUUUUUUUUUUGUCGUUUGGUUCUUUUGUUUUUGCUGCUGUGAAAGCCUAACACUAAUAUUAUUCUCAACUAGCUAACUUGCAUAUACUUGCACAUGAGAGACAAAAGACAGGAGAGUGCUUUGAGAAUGAAAGUGCGCCAAGGCCAUGUAUUUCCUCUCUGUUUGCUGAAUUUUGAAAAAGAGAAAAAAACUGUAAUAAUUUUAAAUGGAGUGUUGGAAUGCAGUACUUAAUGGCAGGUAUCCAUGCAUUCAUAGACUUAAUGGUCCCGGGAUGAUACUCCAUGGGAUUUACAUUAGUUUUAAAAUAAUGAUAUUAAUAAAGUUAGGUAACUCUU
Molecule: messenger RNA, 5555 nt
Organism: Astyanax mexicanus (Mexican tetra)
Lineage: Eukaryota; Metazoa; Chordata; Actinopteri; Characiformes; Acestrorhamphidae
Gene: rnf111
Product: ring finger protein 111
Exons: 15
Coding region: 810-3932 (1040 amino acids)
Biological process (GO): positive regulation of transforming growth factor beta receptor signaling pathway; positive regulation of DNA-templated transcription; ubiquitin-dependent protein catabolic process
Cellular component (GO): nucleus; cytoplasm
Molecular function (GO): SMAD binding; SUMO polymer binding; ubiquitin protein ligase activity
Source: RefSeq, a predicted model, not a curated record